AUGUCAACUCUUCUCAAGAUCAAGAAGGUUUUAUUUUGUUUCACUGCUGAAGUGAGUGCGGUUACAUUUCAGCAGUCUCCUCAGGUAGUAAAGGAGAAAACUGAAGUCCAGAUUAACUGCAGUCACGACGAUGCAAACCUUCCACUCAUGUCCUGGUACCAGCAAAGAAAAGGCAGUCUGUCUAUGACCUUCCUUGGGUUUGGAUACGCAACUGCAGAACCAACCAACGAGGGUCGGUUGGAGGAGCAAUUCCAGCUGAGAAGACAAAGCAUGACUGCAGGAACACUUACUGUUCACAGCGCAAACCUGUCCCACUCUGGUGUUUACUACUGCGCUGCCAGCACACACUCUACUCAGCCUGCUUACUUUGGAAAAGGAACCAAACUGACAGUUUUAGAUCCAGAUCGCCAAAUCACCCCACCCAAAGUAAAAAUCUUUCGACCUUCACCAAAGGAGUGCAAAAACCAAAAAGAGGAGCAAAGAAAGAAGACCUUGGUCUGUGUGGCUUCUGAUUUCUACCCCGACCAUGUUACAGUCUCCUGGAAACUCAACGGUGAGGACGUUUCUACUGGCGUGGCGACGGACAGCGCUGCCACACCAGUCGACAAGUCCUACAGAAUCACCAGCAGGUUAAAGAUCAGUGCUACACUUUGGGAAAACCAAGAUAAUUCCUUUGUGUGCAUCGUCAGCUUCUUUGAUGGAGACACAACCAUCUAUCGCAAUGACACACUUGAUGUUAAAGGCAAAGGAGGAGGCAUAACAAGAGGGGAAUAUUUGAAUAUCACACAAGGUGCCAAACUCUCCUACGUUGUUGUGAUUAUCAAGAGCUGCGUGUAUGGACUCUUCGUUGGGUUUUUGGUGUGGAAGCUUCAGGGUUCCAGUGGGAAACACAAAUGAGAGCUGAAUCCUGGGAGACGAGGAAACUUCUGUAACUCUGUAAAUAAUAUUCUGUAAAAGCUGUCGCAUUUCUAUAAAACUGCAGUCGCCCUCUUAUAUAUCAAUGAGCAGCUCAAAUUCUGAACACAGUAUAUCGUUUUGUGUUUGUUCCUGUUGUGAAAUUAAUAAACAGCAUGCAGAUAUUUUAGAGGUUUUAUAGAUUAUAUGUUUGCCAAAUGCGUGUUUUGCUGAAUUUUCUUACCAAUAAAAGUUUCUGAGAAGA
Molecule: messenger RNA, 1159 nt
Organism: Acanthochromis polyacanthus (spiny chromis)
Lineage: Eukaryota; Metazoa; Chordata; Actinopteri; Pomacentridae
Product: M1-specific T cell receptor beta chain
Exons: 7
Coding region: 1-897 (298 amino acids)
Source: RefSeq, a predicted model, not a curated record